AUUCGUCAUCUGAGGCGGUCACAUGACCUGAUUUUUGACUUGCUGCUGGGAUACGGCGUCACUCUGCCAGUGGGCGGGAGGCUGGCGCGACCGCUCUGGCUCCCGGUGCGGUUUGUUUGCACUCUGCCUCGGGGUGCUGUCUGCGGUGCGAGCGUUAAUUUGCACUCUGGCACAGCUCGCCAAGCCGAGGCCGGGGGAGCCGAGACAACCCGCUGCGCUCUGGGGAUGGAGUCGGCUCGGGAGAGCCCCCUGCUGGUGGCCCGGAGCCUGACGCAGCUGCUGGAGAGGGACACUGUGCGAGUGGAGCUCAUCCCUGAGAAGAAAGGCCUCUUCCUAAAGCACGUGGAGUACCAGGUCACCAGUCAGCGUUUCAAAAUAUCUGUCUAUCGGAGGUACACCGAUUUUGACGUCUUGCACGAGGUCCUGCUGCACAGGUUUCCCUACAGAGCGGUGCCAGCGCUUCCCCCGAAGAGGAAGCUGAAAGGAGUGCUCACCUCGGAGCGGGAGUUCAUCGAGGGCCGCCGGAGAGCCCUGCGUAGGUUCAUCAACACGGUGGCGCGUCACCCGUUCUUCUCCGAGGACGAGCUGGUGAAGACGUUCCUCACUUUCAACGGCUCGGAUGUUCAAUGCAAACUACGAGAGGCCUAUAAAAAGACAGGGGAUGAGUUUAUGACAAACAAAAUUUCCACACAGGCUAAGGACUUCCUUCCGACGGACGUGCAGGGCCAGUUUGCCUCGAGCAGGGAGCUGAUCCGGAACACCUUCUCCAGCUUCCACAAGCUGAGAGGCAGGGUGGAGAGGGUGUGCGAACGAUCCAGGGAAACCAGCGCGGACCUGCAGGUGUUUGGGAAGGAGCUCAGCACGAUGGGCUCGGGCACGUCGUCUGUCCCCUCUCCGGCCGGGGGCCACUGCAGCUGGGGCACCAUCCAGCAGUCCCUGAAGGGCCUGUCCGGGGAGUUCGCCCUGCUGGCUGACAAAGCUGCCGAACAGGGGAGACGAGAAGAAGAUGAAGUUGUGGAAAAACUCAAUCUCUUUCUGGAUGUUUUGCAGUCGUACAAGGACCUGUGCGAGCGCCAUGAGAAGGGCAUCCUGCAGGAUCAGCAGCGGGCGCAGCAGAGGCACAGCGUGAUGAGGAGGCAGACGAUCAGCUCCGGCCCGCAGGCCAGAGAGCAGCCCACCGUGGAGCAGCUGGAGUCCCGCAUCGUGCAGCAGGAGAACGCCAUCCAGGCCAUGGAGCUGCGCAGCUACUUCUCCCUGUUCUGCCUGCACCAGGAGACCCAGCUGGUGUUCGCCUACCUCCAGCUCGCCCCGCUCGUCCUGGAGGCCCUGGUGGGCUCCCAGAUCCUGGGCCACAGAGAGAUGGGUGAAUUAUGGAACAAUCUCCAACCAAAGAUGAGCCGUCUUUUGGGGUACAGCAACAGUGUCUCCUCCCCUCCUUUUACCAGCCAGUAGGUGAACAGAGUUCACUUUUCACAGACUUUUCAUUUUAAGUAGCAAUAGAUGACCCGCAAGAAUCUACUGGACCAAACACUGAUGGGAUUUUCAUACACAAAGCUCACAAACAAAACACCAUUAACUGUGCUUUGUUCAAAAAAUAAAAUAAAAUAAAAUAAAAUAAAAUAAAAUAAAUAAAUAAAAGAGAUUCCAAAAAAUACACCAGAACAAGCACAUUUAGUCAUUUCUAAAUGAUGGUUUUCUUCAAGUCGUCAGCAGUGAAUCUGCUGCAGUGUUGUAGGAAAGCCACAAGAGGGUGCACUAGAGGAGGAAAGAGGGAGAUUCACUAUGUGACAGCUGUGGCAAUUAUAUGACUUUUAAAGGAUCAUAUUGGAACCAAGAUUAAAAUUUCAGCUCAGAACUGAGCCCAGAAGUGUAGCAACAUUCGUGGAAUUGUCUAAACAAUUUUGAAAAUGAAUGUUAUGGAGAGAAAGCAGGGACUGUACUACGCAGCGUUCUCUUGGCACGUUCACAAACUGAGGCUAGUCGUAACCCAGACACUGCUGCACACCCCUCUGACAUUGGAAAAACCUGCCCUCAGGGGCUUUCUGAACCAAGUGGGAGAAAUUACAAGAGGCAUGUCGCUGAAAUUGUGACAGAUGUUUAACAUCCCUACUGGAAUACGACGUAGGAUUUGUCUCUACAUAUUGUUCCAUAAUCUACACAAUGUUUUUAUUGUCCCUAAUUAAUUGAGCAGCUGAACUCGCAAAACACAUGUCUCUGUUUACUUUGGAGUUGAUUGAGAUGGAUCGUUCAAAAUUCUGCAUUUAUAUCAUGUGUAUUUUUGAUUACACAGAUACACAUGCAUAUUUUGCUUGCUUGUUUUGUCAGUAUAAAGCAUCUCAAUAUAAAUUCCAUUUUGUCAUUUAUUUGAAAAACCAUUUGUGAUGCAACGGGUUAUUUCCAGAGCUCUACAUACCCCUCUGCUGGUCAAAUGGACAUUUCUUUUUGUUUUAUCAAAAGUCCAUGUUGUCAUUUUUGUAUUUGAUAAAAUG
This is a messenger RNA of Anguilla anguilla (European eel), 2489 nucleotides long. RefSeq names its product sorting nexin 8a (gene snx8a). Gene Ontology annotation, molecular function: phosphatidylinositol binding. Lineage: Eukaryota; Metazoa; Chordata; Actinopteri; Anguilliformes; Anguillidae. Gene Ontology annotation, biological process: retrograde transport, endosome to Golgi. The annotation marks the transcript as partial. The transcript has 10 exons. The record is from RefSeq and is a predicted model, not a curated record.